UUUUAUUUUGGUUGAUGACUUUGUUAGUUGAUUCUUUUAAACCUACCUUGAUCAUGAAAUUUUUGUUUAUCUGAGGUUUGAUUAUUGUUCGUUUGGUUGAUUUAAUUUGUUUCUUGAUUUUGCAUGUUAAUCUGUUAAUGGUUUCAGUUUUUUUCCCCUUAAUCUUAGAUUCUCUUAAAUUUUUUUAUUUAUUAGAGAUAUCCAAGAAAAAUAAUUGCCAUCAAAAUCAGUUUCCUAGUUCUAAAUUCGUUAUCUUUGCGAUGGCCAUCAUCAUCGGCUUGAUAUAUUUCAUUGUUGAUCAUUGAUUUUUUGACUUGGCUUGACUUAAAAGGAUGAUCAGUUGCUAUAAUUUUGAUCUGAUUGUUGUAGAGAUUUUGUUGCUGUGACCGUAUUUAAACAGAAACUCUGUUUGUAGGAAGUAAUUCCAAGUCCGGUUUUCUGCCUUUUGUUCUAAGAAUUGUGAUAAUAAGGGUUUUAAAACUGAUACAAGAGUUCAUAGUCAUAUUUUUCAAGGGGAGUGCUUUGACAUAUGAGAUGUUACCCAGUAUAUAAUUGGACAACCUUUUCCGAUGUCCUGCAAUGGGUUCAAUGCAAAAAAAUCAAGGGAAAAGAAUUGGGCUUUUUGGCAUAUUGCAUCCUCUAUCGUGCAAUACUAAUUUGCUUUCCUGAUUUUGAAUCUCAAAUGUUUGCUUGCACGAUAUCUGUGAUAGGCUUAACCUCUCAAUUUUAUUCUUUUGUCCAGCACAUUGAUGCUGUCAAUGUUGGUUUAAAGAUUUAGUUUAUAAAAAGAAAUAGAAAAUGGUUAUUGUAAGCUGCUCCCCCUAGGGCUGCUGUAACAUGAGAAAUUGACUUUCAAUCUUUGUGGUUCAGAUUCAAGUUUGUAGAUGAAUACGUCAUACCUUCCUUCUAGCAUGUCCAACAACUUCUUGUUGGAUGCUAUAAUGGAUAGGGUUGGAUAUAGUUUUCUCUUGGUUUCCUUAGCAGCAACUAGGUUUAGAUGUUUUCUUAUGCAGGUCAUUCACUUGGCGUUUCAUUCUUGCACUGAUCUUGAUUUUGCCCCUGAGCCUAAAUACUAAUAUGUAUGCCAGUUUUGGAACGACAGCCAGUCUAUAUCUGAAGGAAAGCAUUGGUCAAUUUGGCAACUGAAGGGGAAAAUUCCUAUAUCUUCUUAUUAGGUUCAUAUGCACUCACUUUGGACUGUUUAUGUCAGCUGUUAUACACGGAGAACAAGUAAAUGGUUUAGAGCUACCAAUUUGCAGAACUCUUAGACCUUGUUCAAUCGGAAUUCACUUUGACAUCAGGAUCUUUCCACUCCAGGAUCUGGAGAUUGCAUUGAAAAUGAUUAAAGGGUGGGGGGGUGAACGAUUGUAGUCAUGCCAUUAUCUUAAAUCCAUUAUAUUUUACCCAUGUGUUAGCAUGCUCGAUGCUUGUUGUAGGGUGUCACAGGAGGUUUAGGGAGUGACUGACAUUAAGGAAUUGAUAAUAGUGUCUCGUGCUGUGUAGUUCUAAGAUGUAAUGACCUAAGAAUCCCCUAAAGCUUGCUGGGGUCAUCUUCAUGGCCUUUACAGUUCCUUAUAUUCAACCAUUCUACUGUUUCUGCUGAUAGGUUGAUUUAUAGUGUAGGCCUUGUGAUGACAUUGCUGAAGAUUAAGCUUAGUAUUAUCUGCUGGACACCCAUUACAUUCUGUUUAUGGAGACUUAAGACUUGGAAAAAUUGGAUGCCAGGAUGAUGACCAUUAACAGGCAAGUGAUGGGAACUGUCUUACAUUGCUUGUCAGUGAAUGUAGUAAAAACCUUAGGGGUUGAAAAAAUUUAGCAGUUGAAAUCAUGCGUCUAGAUGCCUCGGAGGAGGGACAAUUAUGCAAACAUUUAAAGGUCUGAUGGCAUCAGGUUCACAUAUUUUAUUGAGGCGGAGGGCUGACUUGUACUUGCAUGUAGUGGCUUAGACGCUUACUUAAGCCAAAACUGAAGAUUGUUACUCUCAAGAUGCAAGGCAGUGAACCAUCUUGACAGGAGAGCUGAAUGUUUGUUAAGUUUGGAUUAAGAUAUGGUGCGUCUGAUAUGGCCUUUCUGAUGCUCAGUAUUGAAGAGAAAUCACUGGAGCUGGGUUUUGUAAGAUUCUCCAUGUUGCUUUGUAGGCUUUAUUAUAUGUGCCUCUUUCUAAGGAGUUUAUUCACACAUUUUGAAGCCUUUUUUUUAUUUCUCGGGUAAUAUCUUCCCCCUGAUUUGUAUUAGUAAAGCUUCCUGGUGAACCAUUUCACUAUUUUUGGCAGAGUUCUUUAACGAAUGUACAUAAUACUAGCUCAUAAUUUUUUGUUGAUACUCACCUAAUUGUUUAACCUUGAAAGAUUUCAGAAAGACAUUGUGAGGCACAAUAUAUGAGAUACUAAUAUGUAACCACUUCAUCUCUACUUCAAAUGUUACAUAAUAAGAAGAUAGGUUUUUGUCCCUCUCUUACGGACUGGAAGUUCAGUGUCAUGAAGUUACUAAUUUCAUGACUGGAGUACGAGGCCUUAUUCUUCUGCUGUUACUGUGACUUCACAAUCUUUAUAUCCAUUCUUGGAUAAGUGAUUAUCACUUUCAUCACAUACAUCUGCUGAGUUAUAAAUCAAUUCCGGGUGAUGUCCUGAUGUAUAAUCCUGCUUCUAGUGGUUUCUCUAGCCUCAAUCUAAGGUACUAUUGCAUUGGGGUUAUAGGUUAGUACUAGCGACCAAUUCAAAGUCUGUAUGUAAUUACAAUCUAGUGUUAUCUAUCUUGCAUUCACCUUUUCCUUCUUUGUUUCUUGCCCCAGAAUAUGACGAAUGCCCUCUCCAAUUUUUCGGAGAGGGGAGAAAUGUAUAACCAGAUAAGUGCAAGAGGCAGGACCAUGGCUGGCACGCCAGUUUAUAAGAAGACCAUAGUUGCGUACUUGGUAUUAGGGCUGUUAAAUUACUGUGUGAAAGCCUACUGCAAAACACACCCUAAGCAUUUAAUUCCUUUUUUGCAGCUCACUUUGUCCUACUCCUAAGAAUCAACUCACACGUGACUUACUGUUCAUUAUGCACAAUUUGGAUUUGAUGGGCCAAAGUAGAAAAUUUCUUAUGGUUGUUGAAGUUCUAGCCUAGGUUUACUCUUCUUCUGAGACAUUUAUUCUUUUCCUUUUAAGUGACUGUUAUGGGGCAUAGACAUUUAUUUGGCACAUCCCAAAUGUUUGAGAGUGAACCUGAGCAGGGCAGGAAUCAUUUGCAUGUAGAGCAACCUUACGCAAAUAUAGCGAGGUCAAGCUCUACAGAACAUGUUUCAUUCUUCUACCCAGUAGAAAAUAUGCCUGUUGAUGCGGUGCAGUUUUCUUCUCACUGGAAUUCCAUGCCUAGGUCAAGUGGUUUUGCUACCUCAAGCCAUAAUGUUGAAGCUCCACGCUACCAGCUUGACACUUCAGGCCCAUCUCAUGAUCUUUUUCUGCAUUCAUCUGCGCCUAGAACCUUUGGUUCUGCUCCUGAGAACUACAUGCAUCAUGCAUCUUCUUCCAAUUAUGAUAGGCAGACUUUCCAAGGAAUUGAAGGCGGUCUUGUUGAUCUCCCAAUGAGCAGUGGAAGAGGAACUCACAAGCGAAAAAGCCCGGGAGUUCCUUCAGUCUGUGAGAGGGGUGGAUCAAGCAGAUAUGCUGGUGCUGGAAGUUCAUCUGAUAUUCCUUUAUCUUCUGACUUUUGGCAAGAGAAACCUAAUGUAGAUCCUCAGCACAUGUAUUGGGAUCAUAUUUCCAUGCCCCCGAGCUGUAGAGGCAAUGGCCUCUCAAUUAGGGGUGAGUGUUCUAUGCGGAAUGUGAGAAGCCGUCCAGCACUUGAUCUUGAAUCUAACCUAGUUAGGACCCAUUUGUCAAGCAAUACUUCCUACCUUACAAGCCACCCGGUUGAAUGUUCUAGCUCAGUGGAUAUCACUGGUCAGAGCUCUAAUGCUAUGUCAAGGGACUGGAGCCAUUUGAGAAUGUCUCCUAGUCAUGGAAGGAUUCCAGCUGCAGAUUCAAAUGUUUUUACUCAUGAGACAAACCGCUUUCUGGGUGGUAGUAAUGCUACAAAUGCUUCUGUUGAGGUUGGGGGACUUCAGCAUAAUUUCAUUUCUGGUAGAAAUCCUGUUCUUCCUCAGGGUUUCCAUGGCAACUCACCACAAUCUGUAAGGGGUGCUCGAACAAAUUAUUUUCAGAGAUCUAGCCCAAAUUUCAGGGCCUCUUCCAGCAGUGUGCACAUGGGACAUGCUGCAUCCCAUGAAGAGGGGAUGCAGGUUGUUUCUGAAAGUUAUUCAACCAGGCAUCCUCGGCCAUUAUCAGCUGUAACAUGGCGUAAUAAUGAGCGGAGUGGGAGGUCAAGGAUAUCUAAUGAUAGAUACCAAUCUCUAGCUGAUGAUGCAGCUUUCCAUGGUCGAUUUUCAUCUGAGGGUUUUAUGAUUGUUGACCGCUCCGCCUUUUAUGGAUCUAGAAAUAUGUUUGAUCAGCAUAGAGAUAUGAGGUUAGACAUAGACAACAUGACUUACGAGGAACUACUUGCACUAGGGGAAAGAAUCGGGAGUGUUAAUACAGGCUUGUCUGAAGACUCGAUAUCUAAGUGCUUGGCUGAAACAAUUUACAGCUCUUCAGAUCAAUUCCAGGAUGAAAGCUCUUGUGUGAUCUGCCUGGAAGAGUAUAAGGACAUGGAUGAGGUUGGGGCAUUAAAGACUUGUGGUCAUAAAUACCAUGUUCCUUGUAUCAAGAAGUGGUUGUCGAUGAAGAAUACAUGUCCGAUCUGCAAAGCUUCGGCUGUGGCCGAUGAUAUAAAAUAGUGACUUCUAUAAUGGCUUGUCAUUUAUCAUUCUUGUAUAUGUAUGUUAAACUUGCUCAAACAAAAUGACAUUGUUUAGGGAAAUUUGUAAAAGAAAAAGGGGGAAUGUUAGAUUAAUUUUAAACCCAUUUGUUUGCCUUCUAUCUCAAAUAUGUAGAGCCCAGUGUUGGAUUAUGUUUAAAUUUCAUAUGUUGAUUUCAUCA
This is a messenger RNA of Gossypium raimondii (Peruvian cotton), 4993 nucleotides long. RefSeq names its product probable E3 ubiquitin-protein ligase ZFP1. The transcript has 10 exons. Gene Ontology annotation, molecular function: ubiquitin protein ligase activity. Bases 3154 to 4791 code for a protein of 545 amino acids. Lineage: Eukaryota; Viridiplantae; Streptophyta; Magnoliopsida; Malvales; Malvaceae. The record is from RefSeq and is a predicted model, not a curated record.